UCAACAUGCUCGACGGCGUCCUGCAGCCUCUCAUCGCCAAUGCGACUUCCUCUAUCGUUAUCUUGUCACUCACGCUGCUCCUAGCGUAUCUAUGCUACGCUCUAUUCUCCCAUCCACUCUCUCAUAUCCCGGGGCCUCUCCACCGACGGCUCUCCUCCAUCCCGCUCCUCGUAUCCAAUUAUCGCGGCACAGAAUCCAGCCAAGCAGCCAGCCUUCACGCCAAAUACGGCCCCAUUGUUCUGCUAGGACCCAAUGACGUCCACAUCAACGACGGCGGUGCUAUUGCGCCCAUCUACGUUGAAAAGGGCGGCUUCCGCAAGGCUCCGUAUUACCACAGCACCGACAUCGACGGGCUGCAGACCAUUUUCAGCACCACAGACCCGGAGUAUCGUGCUGUGCGAGCCAAAGCUGUAGCGCCCAUAUUCGCCACCAGUAAGAUCCAGAGUGACGGCGCUCGGAUCUUGCACGACUGUGCAGACGAUUUUGUAGCUGCACUGAAGAAGGCCAAGAAUGGGGUACAUGAGAUUGAUCUGAUUGAUCUCGCGAGACGCUACUCCCUCGAUGCCAUGUCGGGAUAUGUGUUUGGAAAACGGUAUGGCGCAUUCACCGACUACACUGGGACCGAGACGCUCUCCGCGACCCCAUACGUCAAUUUCAUCCAGGCCUUUACCCGCUUCUUCCUGGUCCCGAACUGGAUUUUGGGAUACCUGCUCGCCUUCCUAGGCUCAGUAUAUCCCAACCAGGAAUUCGAGACGUCCACAGAGAAAGUCACCUCCUACGUCCAGAGCCUGGUCGACGAAGCGAAGCAGGGCGGCGGCAAGGACACUUUCCAGAAGAGACUGCUAGACGUCGGCAUCUCCGAGGCUGAGACGAUGGUUCAGUGCGAAGACGCCAUUUUCGCUGGUACGGAUGCUCCGGGCACGACUCUGGGCCUCCUCGUGUGGAAUUUGGUCAAGCAGCCUGAGUAUAUUCGGGGUCUGCGCCACGAGCUCACCGACGGUCCUAUGGGCAACAUGUCACUACUCCGAGCUACCGUUCAAGAGGGCAAUCGAACGUCGCUCGCAAACCCCGUUCGCCUCCCACGCAUCGUUCCCCCCCAAGGAUGGACGUACACUCCCUCAGCCGGUGGGAAGAAAUCCUACCAUGUCCCAGCAGGCACAGCGGUAGGGAUCUCCGCCUACUCGCUCCAUCUAAACGAGACCACUUUCCCAUCACCUCACGAGUUCAAUCCCAGAAGGUGGGUGGAGAACGGGCAAAGCAUAGCCACAAGGGAGAUGAAUCGCGAUCUAUUCGCUUUUGGCGCCGGGUCCAGACAGUGCAUAGCGCAGAACCUAGCGAUGGAGGAGAUGUUCGUUGUAAUCAGACGACUUGCCGAGAGCGAAGUGCUGACUGGUGCGCAAGUGGUGUGCGAGGAGGUGCGAUUGGGAGAAUGGUUCAAUACGAGGCUGAGGGACGGAUGCAAUCUGAAGAUUCGCUGGACAGUGUGAUUGCCAUGUGCUUGGAGGGCGUUAUUAUUCAGCCAUCACAAAUAGACUCGCAUCUUCAAUCAAUGGAGAGAUUGUGCU
Messenger RNA from Neohortaea acidophila, 1565 nucleotides. Its product is annotated as cytochrome P450. NCBI's taxonomy places the organism in Eukaryota, Fungi, Ascomycota, Dothideomycetes, Mycosphaerellales, Teratosphaeriaceae. The record is from RefSeq and is a predicted model, not a curated record. Gene Ontology annotation, molecular function: monooxygenase activity; oxidoreductase activity, acting on paired donors, with incorporation or reduction of molecular oxygen; iron ion binding. The transcript is spliced from 2 exons. The coding region runs from base 6 to 1487 and encodes 493 amino acids.